UUGGCUCCCUGAGGCCCAGGUCAUCCAGAAAGCUAUGAACUCAGCUGCCACUAACGUCUACCAGCACGGUCGAGAAUGGAUAACAUUCAAGGUAAGAGAGAGAACAGGAAAGAGAGGGAGGGGGGUGGAUACUUGAUUAACACUGGUAAAAUCACUGAUGGUGUGUGUGCGUGUGUGUGUGUGUGUAGCUCCAUAAGAUGCUUGGUGAAAAGGGGAACCACACGGCUGUCAUAGAAAAGCAGGUUCUGGAACUGUGGGACAGACUGUACCACUCCUGGUUUGUCAAGGUAAUGCAGAGGGAGGGGGUGGCCUGGUCCAUCAGACCACAGUAUAGGGGGGUUCACAUGGUCACAUCUUUAUGUUUGGCUUGAGAAUAUAUAGACUGACACACUCAUUACCCCUUACUAACACAGACAUACCAGAACUACACCAUGUACUCAUACAUGUCUCACUCUUUCAACACCGUCUGUGUAUGUGUGUGCUUACAUGUAUGUCUGUACGCCGUUUCUGUCUCAGAAUGUAACCCAUACGGGAGGGCGUAACCGUAGUGGUGGUCAGAAGCUUGUCCAGAGACAGAACAGCUGGCUGGGAGAGAUCUUAGACUGGCAGGACAUCGCCUCCUUCGCACAUGACAAUAUAGAAACACUUCUCUCUGUGAGUACACGUGUGUGUGUGUGUAUAUAUAUAUAUAUAUAUAUAUAUAUAUAUAUAUAACGGGUGUAUCCUCUGUUGUAGAUAGUGGAGUCUCUGUGGGUGGUGAUGAGUCGGAACGUUGGGCUGCUGAUCUCCACGACGACCACACUCCUCACUGUCCUCUUCCACAGCGGCACAGCUCUACUCAACUUCGCCCUCAGCCUGGUAACACACACACACACACACACACAGCUCUCUCUGUGCCUCCCCCUUCAUACCUUAAUAUUGACACUGGUGUGUGUGUAGGUGAUAUUCCUGACCACGUUGUUCUACCUGCUGAGUUCCAGUGGAGAGUACUAUGAGCCUGUGAAAUGGGUGAUCAGCCUCACUCCUCUGUCCCAGCCCGGAGCAUCCUCUAACAUCAUAGGACAGUCUGUAGAGGAGGCCAUCAGGUACACACACAGCACACGUUUGACAUUUGAAAUGUUAAAACAUAUAUUUUUUAAUUGUGUGUGUUUUAGGGGGGUGUUUGAUGCCUCUCUGAAGAUGGCAGGGUUCUAUGGUCUCUACACCUGGCUGACACACACCAUCUUCGGCAUCCACAUUGUCUUCAUCCCCUCUGGUGAGUGUGUUAAAAACUGACUGAUCAAAUAGAACAUCUUAACUUGCUGUUGUUUGCCUGACUAGCCUGGAGAUGAGGAAAAACCCUCCUUGUGUCAGAACUAUUAGAUGAAUAACUUGUAUAACAGGACUGUUCUGUUCCACUCUUCUGACUUACUAUUGUCAAACAUGUUCAAAGUGUCCUCUUCCCUCGCCCCCUUUAGCCCUGGCUGCUAUCCUGGGUGCGGUGCCGUUCCUGGGGACCUACUGGGCAGCUCUGCCCGCUGUGUGUGACCUGUGGCUGGCCCAGGGAGAGGGGGUCAAAGCCCUGCUACUGCUGGUCUUCCAUCUACUGCCCACCUACUUCGUAGACACAGCCAUCUACUCUGAUAUAUCAGGGUACGUGAGUGUGUGUGUGUGAGAGAGUGUUUAUGUGUACGUGUUUGUGCGUGUUCACUGUUUAUGAGAUCAGUGCGUAAGAGAGAGAGAAAUCUAAUCUGUUAUGAUAUUAAAGUAAGUGUGUGUUGAUAUGUCUUCCCCCCCCCCCACAGUGGUGGUCACCCGUAUUUGACUGGUCUAGCGGUGGCAGGCGGAGCAUACUAUCUGGGUCUGGAGGGGGCGAUCAUCGGUCCUAUCCUGCUCUGUAUCCUUGUGGUAGCCUCCAACAUCUACAGUGCCAUGCUGAUGAGUCCCACCUCUGCCCAGCCCACCCCUGUACAGUCUACCUGGCCACUACACCCUGCCAGGUACACACAGACAUCAUCAUCAUUACAUUUAUGUCUGGUUCUUUGUGCCAUUUACUUCUAAUUUACAAACCCCCCCCUUUCUCUCUCUCUCUCUCUCUCUCUCCUCUCUCUCUCUCUCUCUCUCUUUCUCUCUCUUUUCUCUCUAUAUCUCUGUCUCUCUCUAUCUUUCUCUCUCUGUCUUUCUCGCUCUCUCUCUCUCUCUCAGGCCCUUCAUGGACACCACUCCCUCGGUGCUGAAGAGGGCGAGC
Messenger RNA from Coregonus sp. 'balchen', 2227 nucleotides. The record is from the annotation of a GenBank genome assembly. Lineage: Eukaryota; Metazoa; Chordata; Actinopteri; Salmoniformes; Salmonidae.